GUCAGAUAAUAUUUUUAUUGACAAAUCUCUCAUUCCAAUUGGUAUCAGUGAAGUGGAGUGUCAGUAGAAACAGUAAUUCUAUCUAGAAGCGGCUAGAAGUGUGUGGUUUUUGUUCGAAGUGGAGUUAGAAGGACAGAAUAAUUCGGAAUCGAAUGAUUCAAUUUGACAUCGAGAGUGUCAGACUUCAAGGCAGUGUUUAUAGUUUAUAUAUGGCUGUCAUAAUAGUGGUUGAAUAAUGUGCGUGAACGUUAUUUGUUGUUAUAAGUGACCAGAGACUAUGUAAAAAUAUAAAAAAAUGGGUGCAAAAGACUCGAAAAGGGCUUGCCUAAGCUACGAGGAUGCCGUCAAGCGAAUGUCGGAUGCAGAGCUCAAACGAGUAUCUGAAGCCUUCAAACGCCUGACCAAUGGAGUGACGCUCCUUAGUCAAGCCGCAUUUGCUCAACAUGUCUUAGGCGAAGGAGUGCCCCCUCCUAUUGUAGAAAAGCUCUAUACAGCCUGUGGAGGCGGAGCUCGAGGAAUAGCUUUGCGCGAUCUGAUUUGCGGUCUGGUACUGCUGACCAAAGGCUCUCAAGAUGAGAAAAUCAAAUUUCUGUGGAGUCUCUAUUGCAACGACUCCGGUACGCAUAUUACUCGCAGCGAGUUCCAAAUGGCCCUUCAAGUGGAGGGAACGUUGCCGCCCCCGGAUGGGGGCACUUCCAAGCCCAAUACGAACUGGGAUCGAAUGUUGCUCUCCCUAUUUGGCAAUGGCCAGGACAAGGUUGGAUUCGAGGAUUUCAAGGCGUGGAUCAAGUAUAAUAGAGAUCAGACCAUUUUAUCGAACUGGCUUCUGUCCAACACAUGCGUGUCACUCAGCUCGGAAGUGGAGACUCCAACGUUCUACCAAACUUUAGCGGGAGUCACCCACUUGGAAGAGCAGGAUAUUUGCGAAUUGGAAAAGUGCUUCUGGUCGAUACAGAGUUCUUCAAUUACCGGCCAUUUGGAUUUCAAUUGCUUGCUUUCUUUGGUGUGUCCUCCGGUUCCGGCCAAAGCUUGUCCCGGAUUGUUCUUGGCUUUGGACGUUAACAGGGAUGCACAUAUCGAUUUCAAGGAACUGUGUUGUGGAAUAUCGGCAGCCUGCCGAGGGCCCAUGGCCGAACGAAUGAAAUUUUGUUUCAAAAUAUUCGACAUGGAUCGAGACUUGUACCUAAAUUCGGAGGAAUUGGAGAGCAUGAAGCAAACAUUGCAGUUCAUCGCAAACGAGAACAAACUGACUUUUAGCUCGCAGUUUUACCUGGAACAGCCGAGCACUAAUCUAGAGUUGGAUGCCAGCCAUUGCAAAGCAUUGGAAUCUCUUUAUAAGAAGUUGGACGAUAAAAAUGGACUCACCCAGGAGGAUUUUCUGAUGUGGGCAGUCGAAGACAACAGUUUGGUUGCACCUUUGUUGGAGUUGUUGUUUCAAGUGUGCCAUGUGUCUUUAGGAUUAAAGCCUCACUGCAGGCACAACGAAUAUGAGAUUGUAAUGGGUUGGCUGGGGCGUGAAGAACGUCGCGGAUACCGCGAAGGGCAGUUUUGGUACCUUAUAGCUUCAGAUUGGUGGCAGCAGUGGCAAAACUACACUUCAGCGCCCAGAACCAACUUGGAUCAUUGCCAAUGCCGCACUGAGCCCAGAGGAAUUGUGGAAGAAGGAAUCGUCUGCGAUGAGAGCCUUGUGAGCAACGCCACCGACUACCCUUUGCAUAGCAAUGAAUUCCAUUCCAACAGCAUGGAAUCUAUGGGGGAUUUGCUGAGCAGAGGAGACAGUUGUAGCAUCGCGUCCAGUUCUGGUGUUUCCAGUAGUUCGGGCACGGCGUCCAAGCGCGGUUUAGCCCCGCCUGGCCCCAUUGACAACAGCAGUUUGGUUUCGGAUUGCACCCUGAAAGUCCAAACGUUAACCGGCGAGGGCGGGCGCUUGAAAAGGAACACUCCGCUUGCUCAGCAUCAUGAUUUCGAAUUGGUGCCCGAUUCGCUGUGGAAGGCGCUAGCGAUGUGGUAUGGUGGUCCUCUGCCGCUCCCUCGACAGGUGAUUGAUCCGCCAGGACGUUCGGAAGUCGAACUUGAGCUGUAUCCUCUCAAUCUGCGAAUAUUGAGGCAUCAAGUUCAGCAGCCGAUUAACAACCCGUCCACAUGGAGCAGUGUGGUCGGCGGUUACCACGAUCCCUGUUCGAUACGCCGGAAAAUCGCAUCCUCUGUAGUAGACGUUUGCUUCAACAGCCUUAGCAAAUUACACGAAAAUUCAGUUAAGGCAUUAAUCAGUUACCUAAGUUAUGGGGCCUUGACCACGGCAGGUUUGCCACCCUCGUCGCCAUCGGCUUGCAUUCGUCGCAAUUUAGCCCAUGUGGCCGCAUUUUCGCGUUUAGCCACCAUACAGCAGGUGACUGACUUUCUAUGCGAACGUUUAGGAAUCAAAAACGAAGACGCCCGCCUGUGGUUGCUCAGAGACCAUCAGCAGCCGUUUUUACUCGAAGACGAACGGGCCCAUUUGCAAGAUUUAGGCAUCAAAGAUGCUGAUCAAAUCCUUUUGGAAGUGCGCAACAAAGACUUAACGUGGCCCGAGGAACUCGGCCAAUUAGCAGCCGGCGGCAGCAACGAGACAACGCUGGCUGAACGGCGACCGACUAUUUAUUUACCGCCAGGCGCCACUGGAUUGCACAACCUGGGCAAUACGUGUUUCAUGAACGCGGCGCUCCAAGCAGUCUCCAACACUCGACCAUUAACCAUGUACUUUCAGCAGGACAAUCAGCUUUCUGAACUGAACUCAAAUAAUCCGGAUAGUACCAAAGGAGCUGUUGCGAAAAAAUACGCCGAGCUUUGUCGGGAGCUGUGGGCAGGCUCGACUCGAAGUGUGGCCCCAUUGAAAAUUCGAGUUUGCGUUACGAAGUACGCACAGCAUCUGAGCGGAGGAGGCCAACACGACGCUCAAGAACUGCUGGCUUGGUUAUUGGACGCUCUUCAUGAAGAUCUAAAUCGGGUGCCUAAAAAGCAAUAUAUCGAGCAAAAGGACAGCGAUGGCAGGCCGGAUGAAGUGGUGGCGGACGAAGCCUGGCAAUAUCACCUAAAACGGGAAAAUUCUAUUGUUACUGAUCUAUUCCACGGGCAGUUAAAAAGCAAGGUGACUUGCAAAACCUGCGGACACGAAUCGGUCAAAUUCGACCCGUUCAAUCAUCUGAGCCUGCCGCUGCCUAUGGAAAGUUACACGCUAUGCGAGGUGUUGGUGGUGCGCCUGAACGGCCACAGUCCGAUCAAAUACGGGUUGAGGCUCAAUUCUGAGGCAAAAUACGGCGACCUGAAAGAGCAAUUGAGCCAGCUGUGUGAAGUGGAGGACCACCGCUUGUUGCUGGCUGAAGUGGCAUGCUGCCAGAUCCGGUCUUUGCUGCCGGACGAAAAUCGAAUCAAUCCCAACACCGCGUUGGAAUUGUACGCUUACGAAUUGCCAGCGGAUUUCAGGAAAUCGGAUCUGGAGGGAGAGCAAGGCGAGACUGAUGAAGGAGAUGUUGAUACUGAAGCCUCAACAGGCGCGACUGACAGCCCCCUGGCUCGCAGCCCAGAGGUAAGGAGUGGUUCGGCCAUAUGCAUGCCCAACAUUCUAUGCUUUAAGACAAAGCGAACUCCAUCCCUUAGUAAGGCCAUUCCGUUCAAAAGGUCUACAAUCUCUAUCCAGUCCAAUCAGUCAUCCUACUCAGCGCCCUUUGAUGCGUCGAUGUUGAGAAAACCGCCCUCCUACCUGAUAGCGGUUCAUCGCAAGUGUGUCAGACAGGAUACCUACUUUUUGUCUCAACAAAAAAGCAAACCCAGCCUGUUUGGGAUGCCGCUGCUUCUGGGCUGCUCCUCCAGCAGCACUUGCAGAGAUCUGUACGACUUGGUUUGGGAGCAAGUCACCCGGUUAUUGAGUCCUAUGCCUCAGAGCGAUCAGACCAACCAUGCUACAGACUGUGAUGAUUCGUUGGGCUAUGAGUUUCCCUUUACUCUAAAGGCGGUAUUAGCUGGAGGCCAAAUUUGUGCCAUUUGCCAUUGGACGAAGUUCUGCAGAGGAUGUCCGCUGCCCUGCACAGAUGAUCCACUGUUUCAUAAAUGCGGCGGCCCGGUCAAUGGACAAGCCAUGCAUAUUGCCAUAGAUUGGGACCCAACUGCUCUACAUUUGCGCUACCAAACUAGCAGGGAAAAGCUGUGGACUGAAGACGAAUCGGUGGCCAGAUGCCGGAAAUUGCACACGGAACCGAUAGAUCUGGACUACUGUCUGAAAGCCUUCACUUCCGAGGAAAAUUUGCAGGAGAAGUACCACUGCAGUCGCUGUAAGGAUAAGCAGCCGGCUACGAAGAAGUUGCAAAUUUGGAGGUUGCCUCCCAUUCUGAUUAUCCAUCUGAAGCGGUUUGACUGCGUCAAUACUAAAUGGGUGAAAACUCAAAAAGUGGUAAACUUCCCGUUCAAAGACUUCAACCCUACCGCAUAUCUUGCCUCUGUGCCCCAAGAGACUAUUUUGAGACAUCGUCAGAUUUUGGACGAGAAAAGACGAAAGGAGGAAGAUGAAGAGAAUCGGCAUGAUGAUAAAAUAUUGGAAGAUGUGAGUGAGGCGUCUAGUUCAAGCCCACGUAUCUCAACGGAUGAAACCGGCCAACUCCCAAAUAGCAUCGAUGCAGCAGCAAAUAGUCUCAAUAUAAGCCAAUGUGAUAUACCUAGUAAUAAUAAUCAAUCGGCUGAUCGCCCAGUGAGCAAUAAGCAAUGCGAGGAUAGCGAUCGAUCGAAUGGAGUGUCAUGUAAAGGGGAGCAAUGUAAGCUGCUUCAAUGCGGAAAGGAGGGAAGUGAUGGAUGUGUUUCAGUUGGAACUUGCCAAGGAAAAGACGAAGUCGAUAGAGUGGCCGCGAGCACUCCAAAACAAAGACCAGAGCGCACAAAUAAAGUUCGAUCGAGAUUGAUUUCAACCAGCCUGAUAAAAACGCCAAUAAUCGAUGAAAACCUGAAGGACUACCACGAACACAAGUUGCUGGAAGGACAGGAUCCCUUCGAUUUAAAGUAUCAACUAUACGCAGUAGUGAGCCAUUCGGGAAUGCUCAAUGGGGGCCACUACAUAUCUUAUGCGUGCAACCCCAAUGGCAACUGGUACUGUUACAACGAUAGUUCCUGUCGCGAAGUUAUCACCGAGCCGGACGUAUCUCGAUCCAGACUGUCUGUAAGCAGCAAGAAUUCGUCUGGAUGCACCCCGCUGAGCAGGCGAAGGAACAUUCAAGGGUGUCAACCGCAGAGAAAAGGCAGCACUGGAUCAACCGAUUCCGACAGAACGGCGCCUCUAGCAACAAUGGACACAUCGAUUGCAUCUUCAGCAAGUGCUUUGGAUAGUGGAAAUGCUUCAGACAGUUGUGAACGAUCUUCGGUAACAGGAGGAAGCAAACCCACGAAUUCGCCGUGCCCGAGCCGAUUGUCGACCAGCGGCAGCACCAAUAGCGUAAACAGCAACAGCAACGGUUUCAAAUGCCCGUACAACAACGCAAAGAUCCCGAGAAUCGACACGAGUUCCGCCUACAUUCUAUUCUAUGAACGUUCCGGACUGGAUUACAAGCCGUACCUGCCCAAAGUCGUUCCUUCCGGGAACGGCAACAGCCAACAGUCGGCUGUAGACGAUGCUGAUGACUGCGACAGUGACCUACGUAAGCAGAGUUGUUCCAUUCAGUAAUGUGCUUGAUGUGAGCCUGGAAGGUCUUUGCCUGAACGUUCUCCUGUGUUGAAGUGGAUUCGGGACAAGUUUUCUACAUAACGACGCAUGAAAACGCCCAAGCAACUUUUCUCAAUAGACUGAUUCUACGAUAAAUUUUUCCAGCAACAUUUGUUACUUUUCUAAAGCAAUCUUAAGUGCUGAGCUUAAAAUCGAAGGAAACCCCCAGGGUUUUAGUGAUUUGCAUUUAUAUAACCGGAUUUGGUGCGCAAAUUUGUAGCCGCUGGAACGCAAUACUGUGCCAUUCAGUCUUAUUUGUAUUGGAACUUUGUCUGAUAUUCGGUGGAAAGUUUUCCAUAUCCGCCAUGAUUGUGUAGGUCUGAUUCAAGGAUCUAUGAUGUACAAAAAGCAUUCCACGUAACGUCGUGUAUUUUUCUUUCUUCGUCGACUUUUUUUUAAAGAUAUCCACCAAUACUCUUAGCCCAAUUUUAGCUCGUAGAUAUCUCGUUAAACCUUCAUAGUUUACUUGGAAUACGUAACUGUAUCAUUUGUUGAUUUGAUUUGAAAAAAUGCAGCGGAAAGUCGAUUCAUUAAGUAAUCGUUGGUUUCGGCUCUUCCUCAAGCGACGUUCCGCUGUAGAUUUGUUAUACCAAUGUUUUAUUCUCGUGUGCCCAAAUAGUAAUUUUAAUAUUUUCCUUAGAAUUAAUUUAUUUACUUGGUUGCGUUAGUUUUAACUUUGUUAGAUAUUAUACUCAGAUGUCUGUUAAAUCGAAACGAUUCACGGUGGUGUUAGGGAUGUUUUGCACUUUACUUUAGAAAAGUAGAGGCAUUAUCGCAGACAGACGCAUUGCCUCAGACGUAUUUUUUCCUUGGCAAAUUUAUAAUACAGGUCUUUUAGUUUAGGUGAACCAAAGAUAUAUUACUUGUAAAAUCAAUCAAGAAACAUGUUCUCCUAGUGUGCUGUGGUAAAAAUUAUAAAUAUUCCAACUAGUCUGAUAUUUUCUUUAGUUAAGAUAUUUUAUUUUCGCACGCUGGUCGAAAGAACAUAUUAAUUAUUCCAUUAAGGUUAGUUGUGUUAUUGUAAUAUUAUCGGUGCCAUUAUAAUAUAAAUAAAGCUUGUAUAUUGUUA
This is a messenger RNA of Dendroctonus ponderosae (mountain pine beetle), 6791 nucleotides long. RefSeq names its product ubiquitin carboxyl-terminal hydrolase 32. The transcript is spliced from 30 exons. Lineage: Eukaryota; Metazoa; Arthropoda; Insecta; Coleoptera; Curculionidae. Gene Ontology annotation, biological process: protein deubiquitination. The coding region runs from base 296 to 5683 and encodes 1795 amino acids. The record is from RefSeq and is a predicted model, not a curated record. Gene Ontology annotation, cellular component: Golgi apparatus. Gene Ontology annotation, molecular function: cysteine-type deubiquitinase activity; calcium ion binding.